Yarrowia lipolytica CLIB122 is the source of this 4824-nucleotide messenger RNA. RefSeq lists its product as uncharacterized. Lineage: Eukaryota; Fungi; Ascomycota; Dipodascomycetes; Dipodascales. The record is from RefSeq and is a predicted model, not a curated record. Gene Ontology annotation, cellular component: nucleolus. Gene Ontology annotation, biological process: maturation of LSU-rRNA from tricistronic rRNA transcript (SSU-rRNA, 5.8S rRNA, LSU-rRNA); maturation of 5.8S rRNA from tricistronic rRNA transcript (SSU-rRNA, 5.8S rRNA, LSU-rRNA).
AUGAGCAAACGACCAACGGUGAAAGAAGAUGGCGGACGUGACAAUAACCUGGUCGACAUUCUGACAACGGUGCUCGACAACUACCUGGAGACAAGCGACUCGUCUUCUCUGGAGGAGUUUGUGCGCAAGGGAUUCCACAACCAGGUGCUGCACUAUUGGGCCAAUGUGAUUGGCGUGCGGGAAGAACGACCCAAGUUUGCGGCCGCGUCGGCGGCUAUUGCCGAUCUGAUCGAGGCGCUGGACAACCCUGUGUUUGCCGUCAAGGGAUUGGAGUUCGUCAAGAUGAUUAUGGACAACCACAUCAGCUACGUGGUCAAGGCGUCGUCGUCACAUGACAAGGCCGUGGCAAUGGGAAUGAUCAAGAUGCUCACGGCCAUUGUGGGUUUCCAGAGAGGCUACUUUUCGACCGAUCUACUGAGUGAGUUCCCCUCAGCCGAACCUCACAAGUAUCCGGCCCUGGAGCCGCCACGGGGUAAAGACGCCAAGAACCGCUCCAUUCGAGAAGCCAUGAUCAAGUUUCUGUGCACGUGGAUCUCCAACGCGUCUUCGCUGACCAAAACGGACAUCAUGGUGAACCGCCGACGUCUGAGAGUCCAGUGGUUCCGACACAUGAACACAGACUCAUGCAAGUUUCUGUCCUACCAGCUGGAUAUGUUGAGGGAACACAUUUUGAACGACGAGGGCGUCUCCAAGACCUCCAAGCGAAUGCUCUUCAACGAAUGGUCCAUGGGUCUCAUUUCCCAGAGACUCUAUCGAGCAGACGGUUCUGCCACGGUGGCUGAAGAGUUCCUUCUGCAACUCGGAUCCGACGCAGAAAAGGGUAUUCUCUAUCCCUGUGACGCUUGGUGGGUGGAUGUGCUUCGAGAAGAAAAACACGGUCUUCGAGAAAAUGUGUCCAAGGCCGGUCUGCACAUUUCCGAAGAAGACAUGCGAAAAUUCAAGGUCAACGUGCUGGACUACCGAAACAGUGCUCUACUGAUGGUGCUCAAAGCCAACAUUAAGCCCUGGGAAAAUAUGCCUUGCCAGAGAAUUGCGCUGCGGUUCCUGGAGAACGCUCCGGAGAUUGUGGAGCAGGUGAUGAAGAACGAGCACUGGCUGUCGUUCGACCCCAAGUUGACCACCAACUGGGUGGGUCUGGUGGCCUUCUUUUCGAAGUUCCUUCAGUUGCCUAUCCCUUCCAUUGUCGAGAGAAGAGCCAAAGACCGAGAUUGUCCUCCUGUCAACACAAUCAUGGAGAGCGUGCUCCCCACUGCUCUUGCUACCAACAAUCUCACCAAGGGUCUGGCUUCAGAAACACCUCUGAUUCGCCAAUUUACGGCCCAGAUCCUCAAUCUCGUGCUCAAAAAGUACCAGCAGGUGCAGCAGUUUCUCAACGAGCAGCCUGGGUGGGAAACUGGUGCGUCACAGUUCCGAGAGGAGUUUCUGACUCGGUUUGUGAACGUUCAGACGAUUUUUACAGCUCUGAAUACCGAGAAGGAAGCCGGCCUGCUGCGAUACAACCUCGUUUUCCUGUGCUCGCAGUUUGGAGACUUGUUCCCCGAGGUACUGCCUAAGGCUACUCUGCCCGCGAGUCUUUUGGAAAACAUUACUGCUUCUGGACUGUCGAUUGCAGAGUUCCAGCACACCAUGAAUCUCGAGGGAAAGCUGUCAAUGACGGGUCUGUGGUGGAAGAAGACGGCUUCGGGACAUUCACUUUUUUCCACGCUUCUCAAGCUAUGUACCACCGACGUGAAAACUGUUCGACAAUCCGUGGCUGCUUCUCUGACUGAAACCACUCUCCCCACCAUGUUGUUUCAGAACCAGCUUUCCAUUUCGACGCUGGAUGUGCUGGUCAACUCGAUGGACCUGGUUCGAGACGACCCGGCCAAUGUGGACGCGGUUCUAGAUCUCAUUGACAACUGCGUGGGACGAUUCAUGACCCAGCCCUUCAAGUAUCUCGAUCUCAUAUCCGAGGUAUGCAAGAAGCAACAGCUUGACCCCAACUCGGUCGUAAUCUCGCCGUUCAUCACGGUUCUUGCCGAGCAGGUCAAGUUUGUGCCCGAGGAUAAGCGGCAUUUGGCUAAAACGUGGCUCCAGAAGAUUUUCCGAGACGCCUGCAUUGCGGGAGAGUCGUGGAAGGUCAUGGCGGGACUGUGUGAACAGUUUGAGCUGGAUUCCUCCCUUCUCAGUGCCUCUAAGCCGCUCACCGAAAAGUCGAACAAGCUCUUUUGGAACAAUGAGUCUCCCAAAGAGCUCGAGAAGCGAAAUCUAACGUAUUUUGACCUGGCUCUCGCUUUGGAAGAUAAACAAGUGCUUGCCGAGUCUUCCGCUUUACCCGAGACCCCCCUGGACGUGGCUGCGUUGACUUAUCGGUCCAAGAGCUUCAAAAAGAGCGACGUGGCAAGCUACGGAAUCAAACUGAAGAUGGCGGCCAUGGUGACUCCCACUCUUCGAAACUAUCUUGCAUCGCCCGAGUUUUUCACCGACAAUUUCGAUGACUCUCUGAUUCCCUUUUACUCGCAUCUGAUCAAGAGUGUCUACGAAGAAGUGCCCGAUAUCAAGCCCGAUUUCCAGACGGCGUUUUCUGGAUACAUCUCCGACCUGCUCAAACAGGACUCGGCCUACAAGAAUGUCUUUCUGCAGCAUCUGGCAUGGACUUUUACCGCUGGCCAGGCUCUGGAGUACGUCAAGCUUCUCAUGAAGAAAAAGAAGGACAUUUCCGGCGGUCUGGAGGUGCUGGCUGGAGUUUCUGGCGGCUUCCUAUCCACCGAUGAGCUGGUGGAGCUCGAAAAGUACGUACGAAAACAGUGUCCCCAAAAUUCCAAUACCCUGGAGAAAAUUUUGUUGGAUAACUCGUCAGCGUUGGAAAAGCUGGACCACGACAAGAUUGAAAGCAUUCUCAAGUCAUGCUACAAGGUGCACGAGCUGCUGCCUGUGGUCACCGCUCUGGCAAAGAUGCCCCAAGCCCAGAAGACUCUGGCCAAGUACGUGUCGAAGGGUCUCAGGAAGUUUGAGCCUGAGCAUCUCGCUCGCCUGGUUCUUUUGGUCGGUGUUCCUGAGGACGAAGAGGAGGUUGAUUAUGUGUCCAAGACGAUGACCAAGUAUCUCACCACUUCCAAGAAUCUGGACAAUGUGGACAUUUUUGCCCGGGUUCUUGUUCUGUGUUCGUCAACCGUGUUUUCUGACGAGGCAGUUGCCAUUGUUACAGCUCUGACGUCUGCUCCCAAGACCCACGGAUACACCCAAAAUGUUGGAAAGCUCGUGGCCAAGCUGGGUCCUGGAGAACAGCUCACCAAGUACCUGUCCAAGGGUAUCAUCAAUCUGACCAAGCAUCUGAUGGAGACCACGGAACCUGUGAUUUAUGCCAGUGCUCUGGAGGUGGCGAAGUGUCUGGACGAGAUUGCUGUUUCCAAGGAGAUUGAUUUUUGGACCCAGGUGUCGGCGAAAUCCAUCAAUGCUUUGCUCGAAGCUCUUGUUUCUCGAUGGUUUCACGACCCCGUUUGCAUUCGACUGGUUCAUUCGCUCGUCAGUUGUGCCACCAAGCAAAUUGAGUACUCCAAACUGCUUCAGAUGGUUCUUAACAGCGACGGGAAUGUUCUGCUGCUGAACAGAACUGCUGGAGAUUUUACUUCUCAAGUCCUUACUGCCACCAUUGUGCAACAGCUGUACCUGUUUGAUCGCAAGAACUCCAACACCUCGGUCGUCAACGGUGUUCUGCGUCUCUACGAGGCUCUCAACACUCUGCCCGACCAAAUUCUGCUGUCUGUUUUGCAGAGCAUGGAGUCUUCCGGAACUUACAACUGGACACAGUUUGUCUUCUCGUGGGCCACCAUUGGAGAUGUUCGAGACAUGCGGGUAUUCAACAUCAUCGGCAACGAUAUUGAGGUGACUCUGGCUGCGCCCACGAUUCUGGCCUCCAUUAACAACUUCAACCCCGGCGAAAAGAACUUCCAGCACAAUGUUGACCAGUGGAACAAGCUGAGUGCCCGGCAACAGCACGACUACCGUGUUGAAAAGACUGACGCGGUCUACGACUCGUCUUUCCUGAUGGGUGUGAUUGCUCAGCGAAUCAGAAAGGACGGCCAACUAGACAUUCGGGCUCUGGUAGAGAAUCACUAUCUUGGGUUCGUGAUUGCCUCCAUGAGCUCGUACUCGGUCUCCACUCUGAUCUACUGCAAGUCUCUGCUUGAGGCGAUUUCGUACUGCUGCGAUCUCCCCGAAAACAAGGCUCCCUUCAAGGGUCUGGUGAAGAUUAUGGUGCGAAAAUGCCUUUAUCUCAUGGCGGAGGAGUCGUUUGAGCGACUGCCGUGCAUUGUGGCCAUCCAGAUGGCGUACAUUAUUCGAGGAGUGGCAGCAGCAGGUAGCGUCAUGUACGACAACAUUGUGGGCAUCAUUCUUGCUGGUCCCAAGAUUUUUGCCGGCAUGAUCCCCAUUGCCACGCGGCUCUUCACAGACACCAACAAGGACUUUUUCCGAAAGCUGUCGUGGGGUCUGGUGACGUUCAUCAACGGAGUCAAGACCACGGAAGAUGUGCGUCUGCUGCUAAAGAGCAACUUUCUGGAGCAGCUCAUGAGUGCCUGUGCGUCUCCCACCGUGUCCAGACACAUCAAGGAGAGUGUCAUGAAGCUGGUUUGGUCCAUUCAGAAGACCGGAGAGGGCUCCAUGAUGCUGGUGUUGCGACACGGAGGACUUGCAUGGAACGAGGUGUUGGACGGAGAGAUGGCUAAAUGGAGCCAGGCCACCGCCGCGCGAUACGGCGUCACGUUCAAGGACCGGCAGAAGCUGCUGGCCUGGACCAACCAGGAUUUCCCCCGUUAUUUGGCGCGACAGAAGGAGGUGGUAUAG